CCGAUAUCGAAUAAAAACCGUUCCCGCCUUUCUUUAGUUCAUAUGACUACGAGGAGCUUUGCGGUUCUUCAUUUUGUGUUUUCGCAUAAGUAUUACGUGUCACGUCGAAAGAUAUGAGAAAAGCAAAUCGAAAACCGUUUUCAGCACCUUCGGCGGCGAAGAAGACCAAAUUUAGAGAUGAAGACGAAGAGACGCCCAGUUCAUUUGAGGCAGAACUUGCCACCAUGGAUCUUGCAGAUGAUGAUUUUCCAGAUGAGACACUAUUUAUUGGAGAAGGACCUGAACAAGAAAAUACAUCUGCGAAAUGGAGCAGAGCACCACCGCCACCUUUGAAUCCUCAAGUUGAUACACUGGCAUUUCAGCAAAUUGAAAUUGAUCAUUAUAUAGGUAAACCUCUUCCUGGGAUGCCAGGUAGUAAAGUAGGACCUGUGCCAAUAAUGAGGAUGUUUGGCGUUACGGAACAAGGAAAUUCUGUCUGUUGUCAUGUCCAUGGCUUUUGCCCAUAUCUAUUUGUAUCAGCGCCAUCGAAUUUCACAAACAAUCACUGCAGGCCAUUCAAGGAAGCUCUUAAUCAAGCUGUAAAGAAGGAUAUGAAAUCAAAUCCGGAUAACAUACAGGACGCCAUCCUAGUGGUCGAAUUAGUCUACAAGCAAUCGAUGUAUGGAUACGGAGGAAGUGAUAAAUUGCGGUUUUUGAAAAUUACGGUGGCAGUCCCGAAAUUGAUAGCACCUUGCAAACGAUUAUUGGAACAAGACACUGUUUAUACUGCGUUUAAUCAUCACUAUAAAGCAUUUGAGAGUAACAUCGAUUUUGAUAUCAGGUUCAUGGUUGAUACGUCAGUGGUUGGCUGUUCUUGGAUUGAACUAACACCAGCAAGCUGGAAAUUACGUGGCCAGCAUGGACACAUGCUGGAAUUAACUACACGAUGCCAAUUGGAAGUGGAUGUUGCAUGGGAUGCUUUUGUAGCUCAUGCGCCGGAAGGAGAAUGGUCAAAAAUCGCUCCAUUCAGAAUCCUCAGUUUCGAUAUUGAAUGCGCUGGACGCGAAGGUAUCUUUCCGGAAGCAAAACAUGAUCCUGUGAUACAAAUUGCUAACAUGGUCAUAAGACAGGGCGAGCCCGAACCGUUUCUAAGAAAUAUUUUCACUCUCGAUACUUGCGCACCUAUCGUCGGUUCUCAGGUUUUGAGUUUUGAUAAGGAAAGUUUAAUGUUAGAGAAAUGGGCUGAUUUUGUGCGGCAGUCAGAUCCUGACAUUUUCACAGGAUAUAACAUAAACAAUUUUGACUUCCCGUACUUAAUUAAUCGCGCGCAACAUCUCAACGUUAAGAACUUCAACUUUCUCGGUCGAAUAAAAAAUAUAAAAUCUGUAAUCAAGGAUCAUGUGCUGCAAAGUAAACAGCUGGGUCGUCGUGAGAACAAAUCGAUUAAUUUCGAAGGAAGAGUUCCGUUCGAUUUACUGCUAGUAUUGGUCCGAGAUUAUAAACUGAGAUCUUACACUCUAAAUGCGGUAUCGUAUCAUUUUCUUCAAGAGCAAAAAGAGGAUGUCCAGCAUAAGGACAUUACGGGGCUGCAAAACGGAAAUGCGCAGACACGUCGACGUCUCGCUGUAUACUGUUUGAAGGACGCAUACCUGCCGCUUAGAUUAUUGGACAAGUUGAUGUGUAUUAUUAUCUAUAUGGAAAUGGCUAGGGUUACAGGAGUAUCCAUUACCAGCUUGCUGACUCGCGGACAACAAAUCAAAGUCGUUUCUCAACUUCUGCGUAAGACCAGGGAAGAGGGUUACUUAAUGCCGGUACAUCAAGGCCACGGUACUGACGAGCAAUUCGAAGGAGCGACCGUCAUUGAACCUAAGCGUGGCUACUACAACGAUCCGAUAGCUACCUUAGAUUUCAGCUCCUUGUACCCUAGCAUUAUCAUGGCGCACAACUUGUGUUACACGACAUUAUUGACCGUUGCCAAAAAGAAGGAGCUCAAUAUUCAAGAGGACCAAUUUACCGCAACUCCCAGUAAUUCGUUAUUCGUGAAGAAUACCGUGAGGAAAGGUAUCCUUCCCGAGAUUUUGGAAAACCUUUUGACAGCCAGAAAAAGAGCAAAGGCAGAGUUAAAGCAAGAAACGGAUCCUUUGAAGCAAAAAGUACUCGAUGGUAGGCAAUACGCUUUGAAAGUGUCGGCGAAUUCCGUGUACGGCUUCACGGGGGCGCAGAUGGGAAAAUUACCGUGCUUGGAAAUAUCUGCUAGCGUUACCGCUUAUGGACGUACCAUGAUAGAACGAACGAAGCAAGAGGUGGAGGAUCGCUUUCGAAUAGAAAAUGGAUAUAAAAACGAUGCGAUAGUCAUAUAUGGCGACACUGAUUCCGUGAUGGUUAAGUUUGGCGUGAAAGCUAUAGAAGAUGCAAUGGAACUCGGUAAAGAGGCGGCCGAUUACGUGACGUCGAAAUUCAUCAAGCCUAUAAAAUUGGAGUUUGAGAAAGUGUAUUUUCCGUAUCUCUUAAUCAACAAGAAACGUUACGCUGGCCUGUAUUUUACGAAACCGGAUAAGUACGACAAGAUGGAUUGUAAAGGUCUCGAAACGGUGCGCAGAGACAAUUGUCCACUGGUGGCGAACAUGAUGAACACUUGUUUGCAAAUAUUACUUAUCGAAAGAAAUCCAAGUGCCGCUGUAGAUUAUGCCAAACAGGUCAUUAGCGAUCUCCUGUGUAAUCGUAUCGAUCUGUCUCAAUUAGUCAUCACGAAGGAACUGACGAAGACGGAUUACGCAGCGAAGCAAGCGCACGUUGAGCUGGCGGCGAAGAUGAAGAAACGAGACGCCGGAAAUGCGCCGAAACUUGGCGACCGAGUGGCGUACGUGUUCACAAGCGCAGCCAAAGGCACACCGGCAUACGAGAAGGCGGAAGAUCCCGUGUACGCGCUACAGAAUAGCAUCCCGAUAGACACAAACUAUUAUCUGGAGAAUCAAUUGGCGAAGCCUCUUGUACGUAUCUUCGAGCCUAUCCUCGGCGAUAAGGCCGAGUCGCUUCUCCUGAAGGGUGAUCAUACACGUACGAGGUGCAUCGCUACCUCGCAAGUUGGAGCGCUCGCCGCUUUCACACGUAAAAAGGAGACCUGUUUGGGCUGCAAGGCUGUUUUACCACCGGACAGGGAAGACAAGGCGGUAUGCAAGCAUUGCGAACCUAAAGAGGCUGAACUGUUCCACAACGAGCUGCAGGCCCAGCACAAACUGGAACAGAAGUUUUCCAGAUUGUGGGCGGAAUGCCAGAGAUGCCAAGGGAGUCUCCAUCAAGAAGUCAUAUGCUCUAACCGUGACUGUCCCAUAUUUUACAUGAGGGUGAAAUCUCGAAUAGAUAUGGCUGCGAAAAUCAAGCGAAUCAAAAGAUUUGGUGUACCGGAAUGGUAGUAGAAAAAGAGGGAUCGCAUCUCGCAUAGCGCAUUCGACAACCAGUCCAUGGCUUGGUCAAGCCCCUCGCCCUUCGUCGCGGAAGUUUUAAAUAUUUGGAAGGUUCGGUUCUUAAGA
Wasmannia auropunctata (little fire ant) is the source of this 3509-nucleotide messenger RNA. It is a transcript of the gene DNApol-delta, whose product is annotated as DNA polymerase delta catalytic subunit. The transcript is spliced from 14 exons. Bases 114 to 3392 code for a protein of 1092 amino acids. The record is from RefSeq and is a predicted model, not a curated record. Lineage: Eukaryota; Metazoa; Arthropoda; Insecta; Hymenoptera; Formicidae. Gene Ontology annotation, biological process: DNA replication proofreading; nucleotide-excision repair, DNA gap filling; DNA-templated DNA replication. Gene Ontology annotation, molecular function: DNA binding; 3'-5'-DNA exonuclease activity; nucleotide binding. Gene Ontology annotation, cellular component: delta DNA polymerase complex.